This is a messenger RNA of Cyprinus carpio (common carp), 1003 nucleotides long. It is a transcript of the gene ifnphi3, whose product is annotated as interferon phi 3. Gene Ontology annotation, molecular function: cytokine receptor binding. Lineage: Eukaryota; Metazoa; Chordata; Actinopteri; Cypriniformes; Cyprinidae. The record is from RefSeq and is a predicted model, not a curated record. Gene Ontology annotation, biological process: defense response. Gene Ontology annotation, cellular component: extracellular region.
GACAAAGGACAAGUUAACAAGGUAAGCAGUCGAAUCAGUGGCUAUUCAUUGUAAUGAAUCUGAUUCUUUAUGGCUUGAAAUUGAUGCAUUCUUGUUUUAAUCUCGCAAUGUCUCUGAUUUUUUAUAGGCAUCUGUCAGAAUGGAACUUCAUCAUGUGGCCCUGCUGUGCACCUUUUUCUGCUUUGCGCAGGUUUGGUCAGUGCCAACAAACUGCAUCCUUAGUAAAGCCUUACUGCAGGAUUCCUAUACAGCGUUAGAGACUGUGGGGGGACUUUUCCCCGGGCAGUGCCUGAAGGAAUAUGUUUCCAUACCUAUCCCGAAAAGUGCGUUCGAGUCUGACAACACGGAUCAGGUUACUGGUGUAGAAAAAGCUGUUUACCAGACGCUUGAAAAUAUUGACGCAUUGUUUGAGAACUACGAUGAUCCAGACCAGUGGGAUGCAAAAAAGUGGAAUAAGUUUCGAGGCCUCCUGUUCCGGCAGAUUGUGUUCAGCAAAUGCAUCAAGAGCAAGUCUGAAGAUGCACAGGAUUUCCCCAACAGAGAAGCCUCACUCAAGGUUUACUUCGAGACUUUAUCCUCAACUCUGAAAGAAAAGGAUUUCAGUUACUGCGCAUGGGAAAUUGUCAGAAAAGAGAUUCUCGGCACCCUGGAGUUCAUAUUGAAACACAAAAAAGACAUCUUGACAUAAGUUUUCAGAAUUAUAAAUGCGUCCUUAUUGAUUGAUUGAUUGAUCUAUUUAUUUAUUUAUUUAUUUAUUUAUUUAUGUAUGUAUGUAUUUAUUUAUUUAUUUAUUUAUUUAUUUAUUUAAUGUUUUAUUGUCUGUUUGGUUGUCUAGAGGUUUAUUCUGUUUCUAAUCACUGUAUUGGACGUUAAUUGUCAGUUUCACUUUUAAAUUGCAUCACACCAUUUCCAUUCAGCACUGGACAGUUCAUAUAUAUUUAAGAUAUAUUUUUGUGACAUUUUUUGUGACAAGUUUUUGUUAUUUCUAAAUAAAAAUUACAUU